CAAAACCUGCACCAUGUUGCUUCUCCACGCCGCUCCUGCUCCUCCUCUGGCUCUUCUUCCCUCCACGCCGUCGCUUCCCGCCACCGGAUCUAGCUGCCGACCGCUUAUUCGGUCCCGUUUGAGGCUUCUGAGGAAGAAGGCUCUUGGUCGGUCGGUUGUGGCCGCGGCUGGCGAAGGGCAAGCCAUCGCCGGUGUCAUUUUCCAGCCGUUCGAGGAGAUCACGGUAAAAAUGGACUCUCUGGUGCCGAUCGCCAAUGGACACUCCCUCGCUCGCCAGAAAUACGCCGACGACUGCGAGGCCUCCAUCAACUUUCAGAUCAAUGUGGAAUACAAUGUUUCCUAUGUGUACCAUUCCCUGUUUGCCUACUUUGAUAGGGACAAUGUGGCACUAAAAGGCAUAGCCAAGUUUUUUAAGGAAUCCAGCGAAGAGGAAAGGGAUCAUGCUGAGAAGCUAAUGAAGUAUCAGAAUAAAAGGGGAGGAAAAGUAAAGCUUCUCCCAAUCAUCACACCUUUGACCGAGUUUGAUCAUCCAGAGAAAGGCGAUGCACUCUACGCAAUGGAAUUAGCUCUAGCUUUUGAGAAGCUGACAAAUGAGAAGCUGCUAAGUCUGCACAGUGUAGCUGAAAAAUGCAACGAUCCCCAGACGGUGGACUUCGUCGAGAGCGAGUUCCUCGAAGAGCAGGUGGAAGCGAUCAAAAAGGUAGCUGAGUAUGUUGCUCAACUGAGAAGAGUCGGGAAAGGGCAUGGAGUUUGGCAUUUUGAUCAGAUGCUGCUGCAUGAAGGAGGUGCUGCAUGAGCUCCGAGCCUUUGUUCUUCUUAUGGCGACUCAUCUAUGAAUGAGAUGAAAUUUGUGUGAUGUGAAUAAGAAGUGAGUAGAUAUUAUGUACUGGAUCAUGUAUUAGCUCUGGUAGUGAGGACUCUGAGUCUAAGCUUCGUCCAAUUAACUCAGCCUCAAAAUUUGAGUCAUGCCAAGUCAGGUCGAACCUUGUCCGCGAGUCAGGUCAGGUGAAUGCAGCUCAACUCGCGGGCCGGGUCAAGCACGGCUCAGUCCAGGGCCGUGCUGAGUGUCAGGUCAAUAUUUUUAUUUUAAAAAAAAUAGAGUAUCUUAUCCAAACCAUUCACUAAAACCGGCACGUGUCAUAUUUUGCGGCGACCCUAGCACACGUAUCCUGCCUAAUCUGCCACCUGCCACAUACUCCGUGGCCAUGCACCUGUCGCCUCUUCCCUUCUUUAAUAAUCGCAUCGUCUGCAUCACCAUCUCCAUCCACUUGGUUCAAUCGAUCGAAGUAAGCUUCACAGAAGGCAAAUCGGAGCCCGUUUACUUGACCAGUGGGUGCCCGUCGUCGUGAUGGCGCAGGAGACGCUGAGGCUGGCGUCGUCGGCGAUCGGCCACGAGGGCCGUCUGCCGCGCAAGUACACGGGCGACGGCCAGGGGGCCGUCAAGGACGUGUCGCCGCCUCUGGAGUGGUACGGCGUCCCGGAGGCGGCGCGCUCGCUGGCCCUCGUGGUGGAGGACGUCGACGCGCCGGCGGACGCCGACAGCCCCGUCGUCCCGUGGACGCACUGGGUCGUCGUCAACAUCCCCACGACGGUGCGCGGCCUCCCCGAGGGCUUCUCCGGCGAAGAGGAGGCCGCCGGCGGCGAGCACGCCGGCAUCAAGGAAGGGCACAACGACUGGAAGGUCCCCGGGUGGCGCGGCCCCAAGCCACCCACCUCCGGCCACCGCAUCUCCUUCAAGCUCUACGCCCUCGAUCAACCCCUGCAUCUCGGCAACAAGGUGACGAAGGAAAAGCUUCGGGAUUCCAUGGAAGGGCAUGUGGUUGGAGAAGCAGAACUGAUAGCCAUCUUUUAAUUCCCCCGUCGCUGUACUCGCCUUUUUGUUUAACUUCGUGUUCUUGUGUUCUGGACAAAAAUAAGAACUCAAUGUUCUCGAUCGCUCACCAACCAUCUUUAAUCGAAAUCAAUGAAAGCUUGCAUCAAUUAAUUCU
Molecule: messenger RNA, 1988 nt
Organism: Zingiber officinale
Lineage: Eukaryota; Viridiplantae; Streptophyta; Magnoliopsida; Zingiberales; Zingiberaceae
Product: ferritin-3, chloroplastic-like
Exons: 9
Coding region: 14-796 (260 amino acids)
Biological process (GO): intracellular iron ion homeostasis; iron ion transport
Cellular component (GO): cytoplasm
Molecular function (GO): ferrous iron binding; ferric iron binding
Source: RefSeq, a predicted model, not a curated record